CUUUUGCCGGGGUGUAAGGACGGGAUUUGAAUUGGCGCUGGAUCGAUACUAAAAUUUAAACAUGGACAAUUCAACUCCCAGAUCCUAUAAUAUAAUUGAAUAUUUUGAAUAAUUUUUUUCCCAUAAAUUCAGUUUUUGUUAAGCUACUGUAAUAGGAUCAUAAUUAAUGUUAUUGAGCUCAAAAAUUUAAUUUUCAAAACAAUUUGGUACAUCGAUCAACAAUCGAUGAGAGACCAUCCCACUUUUCUUUAAACCAACAUGGCCGUCCUUCAGUCGAUUUGGUAAACAAUCGGAGCCGAAGCUACAUUGCUCUUAUCUCCAUUUAGGCAUUGCAAUGCCGUAGAUAAUGUAGGCCGACUUUGCCUGGCAUUGAGAAGCUGAAUAAACACAAAAGUUCACCAUGAAUGGAAACGCACCUAAUGAUGAGGCCAAAUCUCGACGGUACAUCCCCAGACCGGUCGGAACCGGCAACGGUUUCCGGCGGCCAAACCAGCAGCAAAACCCGCAGAAAAGGCAACAGCAGCAACCGCAGCAGCAGGUAGAGAGUAGCAGUCCUCCGGCAGGUCAACAGCACGGAGGACGCAAGGAGGCCGGAGCCCAGCACCAGCCAAAGUGUCAAGACACACAGCCGCUGCCACCUAUCAACCUUGAAAUGGUCAAGCAGCUUUGGCUUGAAGCCAAUUUCAUCAUAGUUCUCAGAAAGAGAGCUGUCCAGCAUCCAAACGCACAAUUUUACUGUAAACUUUGCAACUAUUAUUGCAUGUCUUUCAACCACUGUGAACAACAUUCGCAGGAGCAAAAGCACGGGAAAAAUAUCAAGGCUGAAGCAAAGUUGACGACAAUCAAAAACCUGCCAACCCCUACUGAAACUCACUUCGAAGCUUUGACCAGUCUUUUGACUGAAACCUACAAUAAGGAGGGAUUGACCGAUGCCGAUAAGAUCGCAAGAUGUGAAUUUGCAACGGAAGUGGACAAAUUGAUUUCCGAAAAUCUGCCAGGUUGCAAUGUUCAAGUUUAUGGAUCGUCCCUGACUGGGAUAGCUCUGAAGCAGGCUGAUUUAAAUUUAGAUUUCAUUGUGGCCAAAGAUUUGACAGCACCUGAAAUGCUGCAGGAAGCAUAUCAAGUCUUGAGCGCCUCAAUGCUUGCUAUUGAUGUGAAGUCAGACUUCAAUAGUGACAUCCCUUCUAUUUUCUUCACCAAUGAGAACAAGUCAUUGAAUUGUGUACUGAGUUUAAAUCACCACGAUGCUUCCAACACUUGCAAACUCGUGGAAAUGUACACUAAUCUAGACCCCCGGGUGAAACCCCUCGGCAGUUGUUUUAGACUGUGGACCAAGCUCUGCAAGAUCGAUGACAUCCAAAUGGCCAUGUUGCCUUCUUAUUCAUACUCGCUGCUACUCAUUUACUUCCUGCAGCAACUUGAGCCUCCUGUUCUUCCUGUCAUCAAAGAUAUCAAGGAAGAGCUCCCUGAGUGGAAGUCGGAGAACACAAUGUCAUUGGGAGAACUGUGGUACAAACUGUUGCAGUUCUAUGCUGUGGAUUUCCCCGAAUCAAAGAACAUUGUCUGCAUUAGGCUGAAGGAACCUUUGACCAAAAAUGACAAGCAUUGGACUUCAAGGAAAAUUGCCAUCGAAGAUCCGUACCUCCUUAAACGAAAUGUGUCCCGCUACCUGGUCACAACAACCUAUGACUACAUAAUGUCAUGCCUCCUGGAUGCUUACCAGUACUUUGCAGUGCCCCAAACCGACAUUGGACCGCUUUUGGGCACCAUUAGACUACCCAUGGAAAAAUUUCUGCACUUGCCAGAGGUGAAGCUGAAUGUUGUUAGGGCUGAACAGAGUGCCAUGGAUAUGAUGGACAAGGACCUGAAGAGAUUUAUCAAGUCUACUGAAAAUAAAAAGGUCUACUCUGUUGAGGAACUUGAGCGUGGCGUAAACAAAAUGGGUGUCAAGGAAGAAUUCCCCUACGGUUUCUAUGCCUCCAAGGUUGUUACUCCCAGGGUCGCCGAGGCUAUGUGCCAGAGGCUGAGGAAGGAGUCAUACAAAUUUGACUUUAAUGCAAAGAGAUAUGCUCAGGAAGUCCCUGUGGUUUGUAAUAUUUGCCUCAUGGAUGGCCACACACGCAACGACUGCCCUGACACGUACCUUCCACCUCUGUUAAAACUGCCUCCAAUGACCUCGAGAUUCCUCAGAGAACUGGACACUAUUUGCAAGCAAGAAAUGCAAAACUGGCUGCCGUCUGAGGAGGAAGUGACGGAGAGACAGAUAUUUGUUCACAGUCUGCAGCAGCACUUGAAAAUGAAGUUUCCACAUGUGAAACUUGAGCUGUUUGGCUCGUCUUGUAAUGGUUUUGGCUUCCGCAAAUCUGAUCUGGACAUCUGUCUCACAUUUAGCAACAAUCCUACUGGAGAGGGAAUCAAUGAUGUGGCUCUGUUUGAGGAGCUUGGAAACGAGCUGAAGACUUACGAGCACAUCCAAAAUUUACUUACCAUCACUACAGCCAAAGUUCCCAUCAUCAAAUUCACUUACCCGAGGAUCAGGGUCGAGUGUGAUAUUAGUUUGUACAACACGUUGGCACAACGCAACACCAGGAUGUUGCAUCUCUAUUCACAAAUAGAUCGAAGGGUUAAAAUUUUGGGGUAUACUCUGAAACGCUUUGCCAAGCUGUGUGAUAUUUGUGAUGCCUCCAGAGGCAGCCUGUCUUCGUACGCCUACAUUCUCAUGGCUAUUUACUUCCUGCAGCAAUGCGACCCACCUGUCAUUCCAGUUCUUCAGGAGUUGUACACAACUGAAGAGCAGCCUCAGGUCCUGGUUGAGGGAUGGAACACAUGGUUCUUUGACGACCUAGAUCGUUUGGACACUGUUUGGUCUGGAUAUGGAAAAAACACAACUUCAGUUGGAGAACUGUGGUACCAGCUUCUCAGAUUCUACACAGAAGAAUUCGACUUCAACGAACAUGUCAUUUCCAUUAGACAAGAAGAAAAAUUGGUGCGUUUCAAGAAACUUUGGAACUCUAAAUGCAUUGCAAUUGAAGACCCGUUUGAUCUGAAUCACAACCUUGGAUCCGGGCUCUCCAGAAAAAUGAAUAAUUUCAUCAUCAAAGCCUUCAGGAAAGGCAGAAUGCACUUUGGCACACCGAUCAGUAUGGACGAUGUCUCACCUCACUACAGAGAGCUAAGAGAGUACUUGUUUGACGCACGAUACUUGACAGAGGGUCAGGUGCCGAACGAUCGAGGAUGCCGGAUUUGCAAGAAAAUUGGACAUAUUGCUCGUAACUGCCCUAAGCAACAGCUGCAGCAGCAACAGCAGCAGCCAAAACACAAAAACCUAAAGCCCAACAACCAGAACAAACCACAGCAACAGCCAAGACGUGAGAACGAGCCAAGACCUCUGACGGAAACCCAAAGGCAGCCCCCCAUUGCUGCUCCAAAACAGGCGCAGCCUCGUCCACCUCCCCUUCAGCAGCCUAAGCCCCAACAGCCUUUUGGCAGCCAAGGGCCUCUACCAGCAGCAUUCCAACAAGUGAAUGGAGGGAUGGGCACCCCCUCACCACCUUUGCCUGUAAGUCCAACAAAAGGGCUCCCUGGGGUUGCGGCCAACUCGUCGCCAGCCUUUGACAAUUUCAUGCGGCUGAUGCAGCAGAGAGGAGCACCCUCCAUGAUGCAGGUGCCUCCUGGCUUUUCUCCGCAACGGCCGUCUCAGCCUCCAGCUCCCUCCGGUCCAAGUGGUCACGGCCACAUGUUUUUCCAUCCUCGACCACCACAAGCAAAUCCACAACAUGUGUUCCCAAACGGGAUGCCUCCCAGCCAGUUUCCUCAAUAUUUCACUGGGGCGCCGGUUGCCCACCAAAUGAAUUGGCCACAAGCAGGCUUGCAAGGCGGCCAACAGCAGAUGUAUCAGCAUCAGCAACCAUUGCCAAGAGGAAUGGCUCCGCCUUUGGGCCAUCCACAGGCCAUGCCCCCUCAGCAGCAAUAAACCUGCAGUUUGGCAAGGCAGCAUCGGACAACUCUUGCAAUUGUAGACCCCUAUUUUAAUUUUAUCUCCACCUUUUUGAAUUAAUGUGGCCGUCUGAUAUUCUAAUGACAAAAAGCUAACUUGGUGGAAAUUUUUGUUGAUUUUUUUUUACUGAAAUGACUGGACUUUCAAAUGACAAGUUUUAAAGUAAUUUAAACAUAAGAAUUCAUAGAAGACCAAUGCAAGUGACACACAUUUUUGUGCCUUUCUAGUUGUCGCAUUGCAUUUGAAAGUCCUGAAAAUGUUAGCUUGAUUACCUGCUAAAAGUUGUAGAUUUUAUGUUUUACAAGAAAGGCUUGAAAAAGCAGUUUUGGGCUACAAAAUUUAGUGCUGUAAAACAGAGCGCUGAUCCUGUUAACUUAGCAGCUCUCUUUUAAUGUUUUAGAAUUUCAUUUUUUUCCCUUAUUGGGCUGUCUUGUUGGUUCCCUGAAUUUGUUCCUGUUUUUGUUAUUAUUUUAAAAUCUGUCCAACAUGAGGUUUGAAAGUACCUGCUGAUCAGCAAGCAAAUAGUAGGAAUUUGGCUGCACAUUUUCCUGUGCCUCUAGCUAGAAAAAACUUGCCUUUUGUGCUAAAGGCAAUAGGGAUUUUAUUGUGCUUGAGAGUAACAAUUUGAGGGCGUAAAAAAAAUGUACCACAAGGAAGGAAUAAUGUAUAAAAUUAAACAUCUGAUCUCUUUCAAUGAAUAUAUUUUUUAAGAAAACUGUAAUGAUGGGAUGACAGUCAAAAAUUUCAAAAACAAUUAUGGCAUUUAAGUAAUAAACCAAUUAAGUUUUAAAACUGUG
Messenger RNA from Neocloeon triangulifer, 4794 nucleotides. Its product is annotated as terminal uridylyltransferase 4-like. NCBI's taxonomy places the organism in Eukaryota, Metazoa, Arthropoda, Insecta, Ephemeroptera, Baetidae. Gene Ontology annotation, molecular function: zinc ion binding; nucleic acid binding; RNA uridylyltransferase activity. The record is from RefSeq and is a predicted model, not a curated record. The coding region runs from base 401 to 3973 and encodes 1190 amino acids. The transcript has 19 exons.